AUGUGCAAUAUGUCAGUGAGUGAUUACAUUAUUACAAUCCCAAAGCCUGCUCUUCUAGUGCCUCCUGGGCCUGCUGAUCUGUGCCAGUGUUGGUGUUCUCGGUGUGUGUGGGCUGGGUUGCCUGCUGUCACAUUGUUUUAUCUCCCCCCAUUGACUGGGGAAUUCUUACCUGGGAUCUGUCAGAGUGUGGAUCCAUCAUCCUCCACUCACUGCAACUGUCACCCUGCCACUGCCAGCCACAGAUACAGUCCAUCCGUGACACUGAUUUUGUCUUUAAUAAUGGUGCUGGUGACAUCUUGUGGC
Messenger RNA from Staurois parvus, 303 nucleotides. The record is from the annotation of a GenBank genome assembly. Lineage: Eukaryota; Metazoa; Chordata; Amphibia; Anura; Ranidae.